Molecule: messenger RNA, 691 nt
Organism: Trichoplusia ni (cabbage looper)
Lineage: Eukaryota; Metazoa; Arthropoda; Insecta; Lepidoptera; Noctuidae
Exons: 3
Coding region: 194-562 (122 amino acids)
Source: RefSeq, a predicted model, not a curated record
CGGAACGAUUAGACGUGUCUCUACAAAAAAACUUCCGCCACUUCAAAAUCAGUGCUUUCAAGAAGAAUUAAUUUCAUGUCCUUUUAAAAAGUACAAAUAAAUUCAAAGAGAGUCGAGAUAUCAGCAACACAAAAAAAACAGUGAAAUUAAAUGGUGACUAAUUUAGAAGUUAAAAUAAAGAAAAGGCUGCACAAUGAAAUCGGAUAUCGGUUUAGGAAGAAAACAACAGGAACAUUUACAACCAGCUGCAAGAGUUUAUAGCGAGGCAUCGAAUCUGCUGCCACCCCUCGAGCCGCCGCCACCGACAAGCCCGUUUGAAACCAUCGUCACUGCAAUGGGCCAUGAGGAACAUGCGCGUCCAAAGAGAUUUAUAAGGAACCUUCGAGAAAAACCAACAAAUUCCAAAAAUACAUCGAUUUUAAGAAAAGCCUGUACGUUCCAUACGAAUAGUAACAGAAAUUCGUCCUGUUAUUAUGUGAAAAUUUCAACUGGGCGACGAAUGACCAGCGGAGUCUUAAGGAUAGGGCUCAGUUUUUACGCAUUGAAUACGGAACGACAAUAGUAAAACAAAGUUUAUAUCGAGCAAUGUAUUUCGCACAAGAAAUUGUAAACGGUAUAGAGAAAUAUUUUUCUAAAACUCUGACUGUGAUAAUUGAUUUAAUUAUUGAUUAAAAAUAUUGAAAGCUAGUAA